AUGACUCAAUUAACAGCAAGCGCACUAGCUGCCCAGGAAAAAUCGCAUGCCCAAGGAAGAGUCGACAGUAUGCAUUCGCAUGCUGCCAAGGUCGUACACGAAGAACGAACUCAUCAGUACUUUUCGCAACUCGGAAUUUUAAAAGGUAUUGAUAUCAUUAAUGCAGAGUAUUGGGAUGGUGGGAAUACUGGUGCUUGUACCCGGACCGGGACUGGUGCUGGUGGUUGCAGUAGGGCGAACAGGGAUGAUGCACUACCAGAUACUGCUAGACGCGAUAACAGCGACAACAGCAACGGCGGCGAUUUAUUGCAAUCAUUGAAGAUUUUUGUUCCACAUUUAGUCGAAGAUUCGGGGACAACUCCCCUUGAGAGAUUUCUGACACUUGGAGAAUCGACGGAUCCAUCGUACAUCCGGCAUCCUGCCCUGACGCAAGCACAGUACUAUGGCAAUAUGGACAGUGUCGAAACUCGAAUAAGUCAAGCACAUGUAUCGGCAGACAGGAUCAUUAGUGAGGGACAGGCGAGGAAGGGGAGUACGGGUGAUGAACAUAUGUACAAAUGA
Molecule: messenger RNA, 561 nt
Organism: Talaromyces stipitatus ATCC 10500
Lineage: Eukaryota; Fungi; Ascomycota; Eurotiomycetes; Eurotiales; Trichocomaceae
Exons: 2
Coding region: 1-561 (186 amino acids)
Source: RefSeq, a predicted model, not a curated record